CAUAGUUCUCUUUGUCAGGCACACAGUAGUGGACCUAAGGAUGGCAAUUUUCUCUGCGACCCGCGAAGCUUCACGGAGAUCCCCGCCACGGGGAUGGAGAUUCUCAGACUAUUCUUACCCGUGGGAUGGGGAUUGAGGCAAUUUUUGACCCGUGAAAUUUUGUGGGGAAUUUUCUCCACUUCGUGGGGAACUCCCACUGUGAAGUUUGAAUCGGUGCUUCCGGCUUCCCUUCAACUCUCACUUCUCACCGUGCAACUCACUGCAGCCCUUGGCCCUUGCUGCCCUGCAACUCACCGCUCACCUCUACUUCCCUUCAGCUUUUACCUCUCACCGUGCAACUCACCACAGCCCUUGGCCCUUGCUGCCCUGCAACUCACCGCUCACCUCCAACUGAGCUCCAAGACUGCUGCUGGGUCGUCUCAGCCAGCCUCUCACCGUGGCACCCUACCAUCAGCCCGUCACUGCAAGUCAGCACCGCUCACCUCCAGCUCCUCCAAGGCUGGGUCUUCUGACAAUAAUGGGAAUUUCUUCAAUUUAUUUGAGGAGUUGGAGGAGAAUGAUAAUGAGGAUGAUGAGUUUGAGGACGUUAUUUCCUCAACGUGAAAUUAUUGAUCAAGUCUAGCUCAAGUUGCAGCUGUAGAGUUUGCUUUGCUGGAUUGGAUGGAUAUGUAUGCAUCUACCACUUCUUAGACUCUUUUAUGUGCUUUUUCUUAAUGAAGUAAUUGCUGGACAUGUUGGCAGCAGCUUAUGCUUUUUUUUUUUCUAUCAACUUUGCUGAAUUUAGAUAUAUAUGACAGUUACAAUUUAUGCUUUUAUUUGUUAUAAACCUUUUGUUGGAUUUGUUGGAUUUGCUAGAUUUAUAUGGCAGUUUAUGCAUUUUUUCUUUAUGAAAUAUGAACUUGUUGCUGGCUUGCUUGCUGGACUUGCUUGAUAAUGACAUGUAUAUAUUGUUGGACUUGCUUGUUCAAAACUUCAUGUAUAUAUGUACUAAACUGGAAUUUAAUCC
Rubroshorea leprosula is the source of this 1006-nucleotide messenger RNA. NCBI's taxonomy places the organism in Eukaryota, Viridiplantae, Streptophyta, Magnoliopsida, Malvales, Dipterocarpaceae. The record is from the annotation of a GenBank genome assembly.